UUCACAACCACCAAACACACCCAUUUCCUUUGUCUUUCGGUGAAGCAGCAUCGUGGCUGACCGGUGUUCCUACGCUCUCAAAGCAACUCGCAGCAAGCGCAAGCAGCCGCUUCCCUCCUGUGUCUUUCCAACACCUACAACUUCUCAUCUCGCUCCUCUGUGGUAGCUAGCGACUCUUCGACCCCAUACUACACCUGUCCCUCCCGUUCACCUACCUCCGCCAGGCCGGAACGACUCCAGCUCAUCUACAGGCCUGCUCGACCCGAGUUCGCCUCCGAUUCAGCCAUCAAUCCGUCAAAUGGUCGCUCCCACCUAAUCCCGGCGCCUAAUCGGCGCUUAAACCGUCUCUCACCUACCUCCCCACUUCCGCGAGAAUGAACGACACCGACCCAACAACGGACGGGUUUUUCAACCACUCCUCUCUCCAACGCCGCGAUACUUUCUCCUCCAAAGCCGAAAGCGAAGGUGGUGGCCUUGAAAGAAUGGACACGGGCUCGGAGCGAAUGGACACCUGCCGCAUUUGUCGCAGCGAGGGUAGUCUCGAUGAGCCUCUCUUCUACCCAUGCAAAUGCUCUGGCAGCAUCAAGUUUGUGCACCAAGACUGCCUGAUGGAAUGGCUCAGUCACUCCAACAAAAAGCACUGCGAGCUGUGCAAGACGCCCUUCCGCUUCACCAAACUUUACGAUGCCAACAUGCCCCAGCGACUGCCCUGGAUGGUUUUUGUGAAGAGGGCAUGCUGGCAUGUCCUUCAGCUGCUGACUAAAGCGGGAAGAGGUCUGUUGGUCGCCCUGGUGUGGUUGGGAGUCAUUCCAUGGGUCAUACGCUGGGUGUGGAGGUGGUUCUUUUGGGUCGCUGAUGCUGCCUGGGCCCGGGAGGCCUUUAUGAGCGUGAUGCAAGCGGCGUCGAUGGAAGGAGAAGGGCAGCAGCUGAGGAAGUCGGACACAACUCUCGUGACGCGGUUUGCGGAUGCUGUCCAACAACUCUUCCGUCCAGAGACGCUCGCACACCACACCCAAGAAGCAUUCACGUCCAUCGUGUCUUCUGCGUCUGGAGACACGGGCCCGGGGAGUGUCAAUCUAACAACAUCCACCGCAUUCGCCUGGCCACAAGCCGAUCCGUCCAUCCUGUCCUCCUGGACUUAUCUCUCUUCCCUCACCAACAACUCACGCCUGAAUCGCAUCAUCCUUGAUGUCUUUGAAGGACAAAUCAUUACCUGUGUCGUCAUUGCGGGCUUCAUUCUCGUCUUUCUCAUUCGAGAGUGGGUGGUACAGCAGCAACCUCUGCUGAUCAUCGACAACGUGCCCCUGAACCGGGCUCAGCUUGCAGAGCGGGUACGGGAUGGCGCAGAGCGGGUGCAAGAUGGUAGAGAGCGAUUUCGUCGUCAACAACUUGAGCUAGAACGGGCACAGAGGAUCAUGUUCGAAUGGGAGCGUCAACACGGCGGGUUAUUUCUCGUUCCGCCAACGGAGAUUGGGCCAUACGCAGGGUUCCAGUCACUUCAAUGGCACAUGGAUCACGCCACGGAGCGACUCAGAUCAACAAAUGACUAUGACGUCUUCCAGAUCGCCGCCAGAGACAUAGCAAGGGAUGUGGAGGCGGGUGUUGCAGCGGCUGUGGAUCUCGAAGAGUUCACCGAGCGGCUGAUCGCCCAACUCAAUACGUACACCGAGCAAGAGAGGAGAUCAUGGCACACCAUGCUGAGCUCCGUCAUCUCCAGCGAUGUCGAGCAUUGGCGAGCAGACGCAAACGCGCAGCCUGAAAUUGGCACCGCGCAAGCAAGCGUUUCCAAUGGAUUGCCCGCACAACCGCGUAUACCUAUGCACGACCCGUCAUCUUCACCAACCGAUAUCAAAAGGCUGUUGCAAGAUGCAGCUGCGGCCCUUAGAAUUUCUGGCGUGAAAAUCACGCCCCCUGACAAUGCAACCAACGGCUUUCAAAGCGCAGAUGCUCCAACCCAUCGACCUCGGCUCGAUCCUAUACCGAUCACAAAUGCUGGGCCAGACGCCAAGAUCAACAUCAUGCGAAACGUCAACGGGGAGAUGAAGGCGCUGCCAGACUUCCGAAUUGAGGAAAAUAUGCUUGCCAAGGAUGAGGCCAAGAGGGAUUUGGAGAAUGAAGUCGCACGUGAGGACGCCAUGAACAGAACAACGACAGCCGCUGCUAUCGAUGCACCCCUCCAUGAUCAUGAGGCACUCCAUGGCAACCACGACAAUCCAUUUCAUCCUGAGGGGCCAGAGCCCGAGCAGCACCACGGCGAGAGCUUCGCUGACACGGUAGCAAGCGUCUUCCGUGAGGAAUUUGGUCUUGACGAGGGCAAUGAGUGGGAGAACCUGCGACCAGCGGGAGCACAACCCAAUCCGGAAGUGGAUCACACUGCUCCUGAUCCAGAAGCACCGCAGCCGGAGCAAGCAGAUCAAGCACAGCGUGGCAACUUGCACAGGCUGGCAGACUGGUUUUGGGGCGACAUCCAGCUUCGUGAUGUGCCAGAGCCCGUCCCGGCGCCAAACGAAGAACGUCAGCAGAAUGGCGGCGAGGACGAUGGCCAAGAAGCCCCGUUUGUUCCCAUACUCGAUCGGCGUCCCGUUGCCGCCGCCCCGCCAGCUCAGCCCGUCCACCAUCAUCACGAUCCGGAGGUAUUGGCAGCCGCACAGCAGGCAGGGCUCGAUCCAGAGGCUCUGGAAGACCCGGAAGAUCUUGAGGGUAUUCUCGAGCUGAUUGGUCUUCAAGGCCCACUCGUUGGUCUGUUCCAGACAUCGGCCUUUUGUACGCUUCUGGUGGUUUGCACCAUCGUGUGCGCAGUCAUCCUGCCAUACGUGGGCGGCAAGCUUGUCCUCAACCUCCUCGCUAGCCCGGUCUAUCUCCUCGUCAAGCUGCCUCUUCGAAUUGCUAGCCACGCCGCAGACUUCAUCGUUGACGUUGCGCUCGUAUUCGGGGGUUGGGCAGUCAUGCUCCUCGCUCUCGCCACCGACUUUUUACUCUCUGCGGUGGAAGCAUGGCUUCCUUUGCUUGCAGAUCAGUCAUUUACCCAGAAGACCAUCGACUUUGCUACCAACACUGCAACACAAGCGGGCUCAAGGCUUGCCUCUCUGUUCGCUGAAAGCCCCGUUCUAGCGGAAGAACCAGCAAUGGAAGUUUUGGCCACGAGCUGGGCGCUGCUCGCCAGUUCGGUUCAUGCUCAUGCUUCGCUCAAUACCAUCAAGGACGAAGUCAACGGUGUGCUUGCUGGAAUGAGUAUGGCAGUGACGUGGACAGUUGAGACCAUUUCAACAGGAUCCGUGCUCGCCGCGCUCCAACAGGCUCUUCUGACAGCCUUCAACAUGCCUGCGCUUCGAACUGCUCUGGUUGCCUUGAUCGAUCUUAUGAGAGAAGUCUCACAGCCACUUAUCGAGAACGUCCGCAGUUUGCUCGGUGGUGAAGUAACGGUGACAACUCGCAAGAUCAUGCUGGAGCCAACGCUGGUAUACUGGAAUUCUACCGACCGAGCGUACGCAAUACUCGCAGGAUACGCCGCACUUGCUGCCCUGGCCACCAUCUAUGUUGCAGUCGACACACCCAUCACGAGAUCCGAGUCUGGCAAGAGGACAGAAAAGAUGAUUCGUGAUAGCCUGCGUCAAGCAGGCGGAGUGUUCAAGGUCAUCCUGAUCAUCAGCAUCGAGAUGCUAGUCUUCCCACUCUACUGCGGCUUGCUGCUCGAUAUCGCUUUUCUGCCACUGUUCCAGAAGGCCACAGUCGCCAGUCGCUGGGCCUUUGCCGGACGGAGCCCCUACACCUUCUGCUUCGUGCAUUGGUUCGUUGGCACAUGCUACAUGUUCCACUUUGCCCUGUUCGUGGGCAUGUGUCGGAAGAUCCUCCGCAAAGGUGUGCUUUGGUUUAUUCGCGACCCCGAUGAUCCGACCUUCCAUCCCGUUCGAGACGUGCUGGAGAGGAACGUGGCGACGCAGCUGCGCAAAAUAGCCUUUAGCGCGCUGGUGUACGGUGGCCUGGUCAUCCUGUGUCUCGGCGGUGUCAUUUGGACCAUUGGCAAAGCCUGCCGUGACAUCUUCCCCAUCUACUGGAUUUCGACCGAGCCGAUUCUGGAGUUCCCGUUGGAUUUGUUCCUUUACAACUUCAUCACACCUCUCAUCAUCCGGCUAUUCAAGCCUUCCGACGCUGUCAAUACAAUGUAUGCGUGGUGGCUAAGGCGAUGCGCACGUGUGCUUCGACUGUCCCAUUUCUUGUUCGAUGAUCGAAGGAAGGACGAAGAAGGCCAUCUCGCUCAAGGCUCAUGGACCCGCGUCCUUCCCAUGCAGAGCGGGUCCAGCACGAUCGACGGCUCAGGGGAUGACUACCUCUCCGACUCUUUCCAGCGUGACGGCAAAUACGUGCUGACGCCCUGCAACGAUCAGUACCGUCCGCCGAAAUACGGCGAGGCCUUCUUACACGUGGACGAGGACGAUGCCUACAUUUGCGAUAAGGAUGGCAAGAAGAAUGAGCAUUUUGCCAAGGUCUACAUCCCGCCGUGGUUCCGCGUGAGGAUUACGCUCUUCAUGGUCUGCUUGUGGCUAUUCUCCGCCGUGAUUGGGCUCUGCGUCACCCUCGUCCCACUCGUAUUUGGCCGACAUGUCUUUACAACUAUUAUGCCGGAUGGAGUCAAGGUCAACGACAUCUACGCCUACUCGCUCGGAGCGUAUGUCCUGGGUGGUGGCUUGUUUGCGCUCUUGAAGGGACGACAGGUACUGUUGAGCCACAUGCGGCAGGCGAAAGUCGACCUGUACGCGUGCAUCGGGCCUCUGCAGCGCUUCACCAUCCGCGUGCUAAAGUGUUGCUACGUCUACGGCUUCAUCGGCGUCGUCCUUCCGUGCAUCUUCGCGCUCGUGCUGCAGUUCUACUUCAUCCUCCCCUUACACACCGCCUUCGUCUCCACCAGCACAACCGCACAAGAGCCCGCAACCCAAACAUCAACAAACAGCACCUCCACCCUCACCGACCAAACGACCAACUCAACAGCCAACGCAGCCUGGGCCCCAACCAACCUCCCCCUCCCCUCUCUCGCCGAACACUCCAUCCACAUUCUCCAAGACUACGCCCUUGGCCUCCUCUACGUCCGCAUCGCCAGCAGACUCGUGAUCGCCUCCCCGGCCUCCAAAGCAGCAGAAGCUUUCCGCCGCAUCACUGCAGCAGGCUACACGAACCCCAACUUCCGCCUCGCGACGCGCUUCUUCGUCCUCCCCGUUUGCCUCUUAUCCGCGCUUCUCCUCCUCCUCCCGCCUCUCAUAACCAGCAUAGGCCUCACAGCCACCCGCACCCUCGCGCCGAAAAUACAACUAAGCGCAGAGCUCGUGACAAAGGCGUACCGCUACUCCUACCCGCUUGCGUCUACGUGCGGCGUGCUGGCUCUCACGGCCGCGGAGCUGGGCAGGGCGACGAGCCGCUGGCGGGCGCGCAUUCGCGACGAGGUGUACCUUGUUGGCGAGCGGUUGCAUAACUUUGGGGAGAAGAAGCCGCCGGCGGGGAGUCGGAGUGUGGUGCGAAAGGAGAGGGUGAGUUUUUAGCGUUGUGAUGGGUGGUGGUGCUUGCUUUUGGUUGGGUUGUUUGUAUGUUUAGCGGUUAUUGGAGAGAAGGCUAGAUGUAUCACAACUUCACUUUGUGUAAGACUUGGCCUGCCAGAUUACGCGUUGCUUGUUGCAUUCUGUCGGAUACAGGAAGUGCAGCAUUUCAAUUCGCGAUAUUGUGUCGUAUGACAGCUCAUUGAGCGGGCCCUGCUAUGACCAACA
This is a messenger RNA of Neohortaea acidophila, 5753 nucleotides long. RefSeq lists its product as uncharacterized. Gene Ontology annotation, molecular function: zinc ion binding. NCBI's taxonomy places the organism in Eukaryota, Fungi, Ascomycota, Dothideomycetes, Mycosphaerellales, Teratosphaeriaceae. The record is from RefSeq and is a predicted model, not a curated record. The transcript has a single exon. The coding region runs from base 375 to 5531 and encodes 1718 amino acids. Gene Ontology annotation, cellular component: endoplasmic reticulum membrane.